AUGGCUCAAGUGUUUAACAAUUCCCGUUCAGAUACAUUGUUUCUAGGUGGUGAAAAGAUCAGCGGUGACGAUAUUCGUAACCAAAAUGUUCUUGCCGCAUUAGCAGUUGCCAAUGUCGUUAAAUCAUCUUUAGGGCCUGUUGGUUUGGAUAAGAUGCUAGUGGAUGACAUUGGUGAUUUUACUGUUACUAACGAUGGUGCCACUAUCUUGUCAUUAUUAGAUGUGCAACAUCCAGCAGGGAAAAUCUUGGUCGAAUUAGCACAACAACAAGAUAGAGAAAUUGGUGAUGGUACUACAAGUGUCGUUAUAAUUGCUUCAGAAUUAUUAAGAAAGGCCAACGAAUUGGUCAAGAAUAAGAUUCAUCCAACCACUAUCAUUACUGGUUUUAGAGUUGCACUAAGAGAAGCUAUCCGUUUCAUUAACGAGGUUCUUUCAUUGGAUGUAGAUACUUUAGGAAAAGAAACUUUAAUUAACAUUGCUAAGACCAGUAUGUCAUCUAAGAUCAUUGGUUCAGAUUCUGAAUUUUUCAGUAAUAUGGUUGUGGACUCUUUACUUGCCGUGAAGACUCAAAAUUCCAAAGGUGAAAUCAAAUAUCCAGUUAAAGCUGUGAAUAUCUUAAAGGCUCACGGUAAAUCGGCUAAAGAAUCUAUAUUAGUGGAUGGUUAUGCUUUGAAUUGUACUGUUGCUUCUCAAGCUAUGCCCAGACGUAUUGCUGGUGGUAACGUUAAGAUUGCAUGUCUUGAUUUGAAUUUACAAAAGGCACGUAUGGCUAUGGGUGUUCAAAUCAAUAUUGAAGAUCCAGAACAAUUAGAAGAGAUUCGUAAGCGUGAAGCAGGAAUUGUCCUUGAAAGGGUUCAAAAAAUUAUUGAUUCAGGCGCACAGGUUGUUCUAACGACUAAAGGUAUUGAUGAUUUAUGUUUGAAAGAAUUUGUGGAAGCUAAGAUUAUGGCCGUCAGACGUUGUAAAAAGGAGGAUUUAAGAAGGAUUGCCAGAGCUACAGGAGCUACCUUAGUCAACUCUAUGUCAAACUUGGAAGGUGACGAAACUUUUGAACCAAGUUAUCUAGGUACAUGUGAAGAAGCUGUUCAAUCUAAAUACUCAGAUGAUGAAUGUAUCUUAAUCAAGGGUACAUCCAAGCAUUCUUCUUCAUCUAUUAUCUUACGUGGUCCUAACGAUUAUUCUCUAGAUGAAAUGGAACGUUCCAUCCAUGAUUCAUUAUGUGUCGUUAAGAGAACAUUAGAAAGUGGACAUGUUGUCCCAGGUGGUGGUUGUGUCGAAACUGCAUUGAAUAUAUACCUUGAUAAUUUUGCUACCACUGUUGGUUCCCGUGAACAAUUGGCCAUUGCGGAAUUUGCUGCUGCCUUAUUGGUUAUCCCAAAGACUCUUGCAGUGAAUGCCGCUAAGGAUUCUAGUGAAUUGAUUGCCAAACUAAGAUCAUACCAUGCAGCCAGCCAACUUGCCAAGCCCGAAGAUACGAAGAAGAAGAAUUAUAAGAACUACGGUCUGGAUCUAAUUAAGGGUAAAGUUGUAGAUGAAGUACAUGCAGGUGUCUUGGAACCAACCAUAAGUAAAAUCAAAUCUUUGAAAUCUGCAUUAGAAGCUUGUAUCGCCAUCUUAAGAAUCGACACCAUGAUCACGGUGGAUCCUGAGCCACCAAAGGAGGACCCUCAUGGCCAUUAA
Naumovozyma castellii is the source of this 1680-nucleotide messenger RNA. RefSeq names its product chaperonin-containing T-complex alpha subunit TCP1 (gene TCP1). The coding region runs from base 1 to 1680 and encodes 559 amino acids. NCBI's taxonomy places the organism in Eukaryota, Fungi, Ascomycota, Saccharomycetes, Saccharomycetales, Saccharomycetaceae. The record is from RefSeq and is a predicted model, not a curated record. The transcript has a single exon.